ACUGUGCUACCAGAGGCACAGAUAUCCUCAAAUCACCUUGAACUGAUAAUACAGCUCCCUGGCCCUCCUUUUGUGUAUGAAUAUUAUAUGAAUUUGUCUGCACCCAACACUGCUGGAGAAAUUAUACUCUUUAGCCAGGAUUGCACCACCUGACAUCUGUCGGGAAGCAGCAGCCAGCAAUGAAAGGACCAAGGCAUUGACAUCUCCGGUCCAUCCUCUGUUAGGAUAUCAGCCAGCAUGCCAAUGAUUUAAAUCAAGAAACAGCUUCCUAAGAUCCACCCAGAUACUCUCAGGAACACCUCAGCAAGCGAGAGUCCAAAAGUGGCAGGUUAAAGCCUGGAACCUCAAUCAGUGACUGAUACUGUAUGGGGAACUCCCUCCUGGACACAUAGAAGACUGGGCAACGUGGAAGGCUCUGAACAGACUGUGCUCUGGUACCACGAGAUGCAGAGUCAAUCUCAAGAAAUGGGACCACAAAGUGGAGUCCAUGGCAUGCGAGUGUGGAGACCAAACCACAGACCACUUACUGCAACGCAACCUGAGCCCUGCCACAUUUACGAUGUGUUGGAUUAUGGUUGUGUAUGUAUGAAAUGUAAAACAUGCAAAAUAAGAAUAGACACUGAAAAAAAACCCUCAUGUUUAUAAUUAAAUGAAGCUCUUUUUUUCCUCCAGCACGAAAGCAAAGUGUUUUUUAAAAUGCACAUCACCCCCAGCGCGUUUAUAACAAGGGGCAUUAAAACCUCAGAGCAGCCCCCUUCUGCUUGUUACAGUUUUGAAUUCCUCCCUAAUGGUUUGCAGUAUGAGAGAGGAUGCGAUGUACUUUAUUGUAUUGCCUACUCAGAUCUCCGCUUCCUGUGUGCUCACUCCUUUGCAGUUUUUAUUGUGCCUUCAGAGUAAAUUUGAUCGGCACAGGAAGUGCCAUUAGAUAUCGAGCAGGGAGUCAAUAAAGAGAGGCUCGGUUUCUAAAAACAGUGCAUCGCCGCUUCCCUCCUCGCCCCAGAAUUGCAAAAGAUUUUUCUUCUCGCUUCACCCCCCCCUGCCUUUCCAACCCUCUCAUGCUGCAUUGCAGAAAUAACAGCACACAUGCACAUACUCACACAAGCGACAUGCUGUUUUUUCCUCAACGGGAAUGAAUUAGAUCUAUUGGCAUGGUAAUGAUUGAUGUCUUCAUCCAUUCACUACCUAGCAGUACAUUAAGAACUGCCCCUUUCACCAAAAGUCACAUUUUGCAUGGCUACUAGUUUAGUAUAUUUAUGGUGCAUGAGUCACUGGGCUUCCUCCUGAUUGGUGGAGAAUUAAACACCCCUGGGACUGUCAGUCAGUUCCAGCCAUUCUCGGCUUCAUUCACAGAUUUAUUUAGCUUGCACACAGCGAAAUUCAUUCAGAAAACUUCAUUCAUAAAAACGGCAACAUUCUCUCUCAUCUUUCACAGAAAUAAGCUGCCAUGACCUGGAGAUUGAGGAAAAUCUACAGAUGACUCAAAAAGGCUGCCAGAGACGUUUCCCGAGAAUCUUUUCAUUCAUAAGAUCGUGCUUCGGACAACCUGAAGCCCAGUUCUGCCGGAUCAUAAAUCUACGAGGACUAUUUUGGGGGGAGAUUUCAGUGCUAAGGGGAUCUUUUCAGAAUCAGCUAGGUUCUUAUCAACAGAAACCGAGCAUCAGCUACAUGGGAUUUCCCCACCUACGUUUAAAUUGCUUUGAAAUUGCAAAUUAACAAUAUUUUCCUACAGCAGAGCAGUUCAAGAGUAUAAAGGUUUGGGGCUUUUAUUUUGUAGAGGGGAAAAAAAUCUCUAAUUGUCGUAGACAUGUUUCUGCUGUCUCUUUCAGGGCACAAAGUACAGUUUCUCUAUUUUGUUUUAUUUGUUAACUGCCGUCAGAGCUUUACUGUGUUUAACGAUACAGGAAUAUGGCAGUGAGUGUUCAUAGCUGAGGGCAAUUCAGAGCUUGCUUGCCAGUGUUACGACCGACCGAGAACAGCUUUUCAGAUUAAACAGCUGCAGCUUUCUUGAGUUUACCUGCAUCUGUGUUUCAUUUAGAUUUAAUUCCAAAGAGCCAGAUGUCAGGACAUAACGAAACUGGGUUUAUUGAAAGGAGGAAGCCGCUCGAGAAACCGUCGAGAACACCGCUGGUGAACCGACCUGCUCUCUUCUUCUUCCUGUUCAAAAUUGUUCUGCUUUGCUUAAUUCCUUAUUACUUUCUUUCAUUCAUAAGAAGGAAGCUGACUUAGGAGGGGAAAGGCACCCGGCGACAGAACUUGGAAGGCUAUGAGAGAACGCGUUCCACAAAGCCUCAGUGGACACAUACUGUAUGUAGGACUGGCAAGAGACCCAGGGAUGCUUCACAGGGCAAAGUACAGUCGUUUCAGGAAUGAGUCCGUCACACCGUUGGAGGAAGAUGCACACGGCGGUCCUCUCCACCUCAAAGCCUCGGCAUCCUCUCCAGCCUCGGCACCCAACAUCCCCAUCGAAGAGGUUGCCAUCGGCACCCCGAACAGCUCCCUGGCUUUGGGGACUCUGAUACCUCGCAUGGCUAACAUUAAGCUGGCCAACCCUUCUGCUCUCCCGAGCUUCAAGAACUUCUGCCUACGGACUAAAGAGGUGCCGAGGAUCAAGCUCACAGAAUGCACAACCGUCCCAGCCAGCCCAGCCUUGCCGGACAUCAAUUCGUCCACCUGCCUCUCCACUUCGCAUUCGCGGAGCGACGAGAAGACCCCCAAGGCGAACCCAAACCUCCAAGGGGACAGUUUCUUGCUGAGCUCUGAAGACUCUGCCAUCCUAUCGAAACUGGACAAAGAUCUCGGACACAAGGGUGAAUCGCGUUUGGAAGCUGGGAUAUCGUACACCGUCCGGUAUAUGGGCUGUAUUGAAGUGUUGCAGUCAAUGAGGUCUCUGGAUUUUGGCACUCGGACGCAUGUUACCAGGAGCGGGUUAUUAGGCCGCAGGGAAGCAAUAAGCCGGUUGUGUGAAGCUGUUCCCAGCGCACAUGGGGCCACAAAAAAAAGAAAGCCUCCAGCUAAAUUUCUGUCUCCUGUGCUUGGUAAAAGCAACCUUCAGUUUUCUGGCAUGAAUAUAAAACUAACCAUCUCAACAACUAGUCUUACUCUGCUGAAUGUUGAGACACAACAGAUUAUUGCAAAUCACCACAUGCAGUCUAUUUCAUUUGCCUCUGGAGGUGAUCCUGACACAACGGACUACGUCGCCUAUGUUGCGAAAGAUCCCGUGAAUCAAAGAGCCUGCCAUAUACUGGAAUGUCCCACUGGAGUGGCCCAGGAAGUGAUAAACACCAUUGGGCAAGCUUUCGAGCUCCGGUUCAAACAAUACUUGAAGAAUCCUUCUGCUGUGAUUACUUCUAAUGAAAGAGAAGUAGUGAACCUUGGUGGAUCCACAUGGAAUAUUCAGGAGAAAGAGGGUCACGAAUACUAUAACGAAAUCCCCGGGAAAGAGCCUCUCGCAGGCGGAUUGUUAGAUGCCAGAGUGAAGAUCCCCUCAGAAGAAAGGAUUCACUGUCCCUUGCACUAUGAAAAGCAAUACUCUCCAACGGAGAGCCCCAAAUCCAUGAAUAUUUAUGAAAACUGUCCAGAGGAUUGCAAGUCAGCAGAUCGUUGCAGAGAAAAAGCACAGGCAGGGAAAAAAGAUGCUCCGUCGCUGACCAACACAAGCAAACUAGAUCUUUUUGAUGAUCCCCAGUAUAUCAAUACUCAGAAUGUACAAACUACCCCUUGUUCUGCCAGAAGCCCCCCACCGUUACCCGUCUGCAGAAGUCCUGUUCAUCGCUCAGAGUCAACAGAAGCUGUUGAGCAGAUCCCUUCCAGCAACGCAGCAGGUCCUGGAGGUGUGACAUCUGUGAAACAACAGCUACAGGAUGAAGAAUGCUACCACGGAAAGUUAACCAGAAAAACGGCAGAGAGCCUCUUAGUCAGCGACGGAGAUUUCUUGAUACGGGAAAGUACAAGCUCACCGGGCCAGUAUGUUCUGAGUGGGCUGCAAGGAGGGCAAGCAAAGCAUCUGUUGCUGGUGGAUCCAGAAGGCAAGGUCAGAACCAAAGACCAUGUAUUUGACAGCGUGAGUCAUCUCAUUCGCUACCAUAUGGAAAAUAAAUUGCCCAUCAUCUCCUCGGGAAGUGAAUUGAAUCUGAGUCAACCAGUGAAAAAAGCAACUGGGCACCCACAAUACAAGAAAUGAUUCUCUUGGCUCACAGCAACAUCUCCAAAGACAAUUCCUCCUCCUUCAUCAAAAACUCCAGCGAUUAUUCCGAAACUUGUGACUGAAGAUUUCUUUUGGCACGUGUGUACAUAUCCAAAUGUUUUCAUCCGCUUACAUGUAUGACAGUUCUACCUGAUCAGCUGGAAGUGUCUUUACUUUAGCAAAACGAAGCCCCAGAGAAUGAGAAAUCGUGCAACAAAAGAUUUGUAGAAUCAGUAAGAUCUGUAAAAAAAAGCACAACCGAACCUUCAGAACCAUGAACAAAACUGACUUGAAGAGACUUCUGGAUGUUAGUAUGUGCCUUUUCAUCUAGGAAUCAUGGUGAAAUAAAGUGUUUCUACCAGAUCUUUUUUAAAUAAUAAUAAUAAUAAUAAAUAAUGUAUAUUUAAGACAUGUUUGCUGAAAAGAAUUCCCAGGUCAAUUUGAAUAGGAAAACUAUAUAUAUAUAUAUAUUUUCAUUGUGAUUGUAUUGUUCUCUUUGAUGGAUACACUCACUAAUGUUUCUUGUCGGUUUCCUCAAAAUGUAAAUAUGCUUAGGAGAAAGUCCUAGUUCGAAGAUAAUUUCACAUACAGGUUACUAAAGCUAACAGAUUCAUUUGUGAGCACCACCAAUGUCUCUAUUCCUAUUUUUCAUUGGCCUUAUUGCUCUUUUCUAAAUGACGGCACAGUGUCUGCUAUGUUUAUAUAUGUGAAUGAAGUAUAAUUUAGAAACAGAAGUUAACACAAAGUUAGCUUUAGGUUUGAAAAAGUCUAUCCCAGGCAUGGGCAAACUUGGGCCCUCCAGGUGUUUUGGACUACAACUCCCACAAUUCCUAACAGCCGGUAGGCUGUUAGGAAUUGUGGGAGUUGUAGUCCAAAACACCUGGAGGGCCCAAGUUUGCCCAUGCCUGGUCCAUACCAUGCCUUUAUCCCAUGCCUUUAUCUUUUGCUAAUAUGGUGAUUUUUGCAGAUCAAACUUCUAUCAAAGGCAAGGAAAGUUGAUCAGAAUAAGGGUUGUUUAGUAUUCAUUAUUACAAUUCUGCACCCAUGGAUUAUACCAAUCAUGGCUUGGAAAUAUUUGGAAAAAAGAAAUCCAAAAAAAGCACUACGUUGUGUUGUCGAAGGCUUUCAUGACCGGAAUCGCUGGGUUGCUGUGAGUUUUUUUUUUGGGCUAUAUGGCCAUGCUACGGCAGCAUUUUCUCCUGACAUUUCUCCCACAUCUAUGACAGGCCUCGUCAGAGGUCGUGAGGUUUGUUGGAAACUAGGCAAGUGAGUUUUUAUUUAUCUGUGGAAUAAUGUCCAAGGUGGGAGAAACAAACUCUAGUCUGCUGGAGGAAAGAGUGAAUGUUUAAAUUAAUCACCUUGAUUAGAAUUGUAAAGCCUUGCAGCUUCAAAGCCUGGCUGCUUCCUGCCUGGGGGAUAAUAAUAAUAAUAACUUCAAAGACUCUGGCAGAAACCAGUGCAGGUGGUCCCGGUGGUGAUGGGCACACUGGGUGCCGUGCCAAAAGAUCUCAGCCAGCAUUUGGAAACAAUAGACAUUGACAAAAUCACGAUCUGCCAACUGCAAAAGGCCACCCUACUGGGAUCUGCGUGCAUCAUCCGAAAAUACAUCACACAGUCCUAGACACUUGGGAAGUGUUCGACUUGUGAUUUUGUGAUAUGAAAUCCAGCAUAUCUAUCUUGUUUGCUGUGUCAUAAUAAUAAUAAUAAUAAUAAUAAUAAUAAUAAUAAUAAUAAUAAUAAUAAUAAUAAAUUUAUUUUUGUAUGCCACCUCCAUCUCCCCAGCUGGGGACUCGGGGCGGCUCACAUGGGGAACAAGCCCAAUAUAAUCACAUAAAAAUCAUAAAAUAACAAUUUAGACAUUGGACAACACAACUUAAAAACAAUUUAAACAAGUCAUAGUUAAAAUCGGCAUAGUUAAAAUGUUAAACAGUCAUCCAGGCAUUAAAGGUCCAAUAUAGGAUAACAUCUGGGCAAUAAUCAAAACUGAUUUAGGGAUUCAUUGUUGGGAGGUGUUAGCUGGCCCUGAUUGUUGCAUGUCUGGAAUUCUUUUGUUUCCUGAAUGUUGUUCUUUAUUUACUGUCCCGAUUUUAGAGUUCUUUAAAUACUGGUAGCCAAAUUUUGUUCAUUUUCAUGGUUUCCUCCUUUCUGUUGAAAUUGUCUACGUGCUUGUGGAUUUCAACAAACGAUUCCCCCAGGCAGGAAGCAGCCAGGCUUUGAAGCUGCAAGGCCGUUCAGUGCUAAUCAAGCUGGCCAGUUGCAACAUUCACACUUACCUCAAAAAGACAAGAGUUCUUUUUCCUAACCUGGACAUUAAUCCACAGAUAUAUAAACCCCACUUGCCUAGUUUCCAACAGACCUCACAACCUCUGAGGAUGCCUGCCAUAGAUGUGGGUGAAAUGUCAGGAGAGAAUGCUUCUGGAACAUGGCCAUACAGCCCGGAAAACUCACAGCAACACAUUGGACCUAAUGUCAGUUCUUAUCUUGCUUCCCACUACAUGUUUCUAAAAAGGAAACCAAUUCUGUGCUAUUUUGCAGAGUAAGUGGCUUUUAAAUAAAAUAGCAUUUUUUUCCUUUUGUUUUCUUUCUUACUUUGUUUUCUACUAUUCUGGCUGUACAUUUUCCUUAUGCUGCUUCACUAAUUUCUUGUGCCCUUUUCAGCUCCAGUAAUUCUUUUUCCCAGGAAAAGGUUUUUUUAUAUAAUAAAUAAAUAUUCAUGCAA
This is a messenger RNA of Anolis carolinensis (green anole), 6902 nucleotides long. It is a transcript of the gene shc4, whose product is annotated as SHC adaptor protein 4. The transcript has 13 exons. Gene Ontology annotation, cellular component: plasma membrane. Lineage: Eukaryota; Metazoa; Chordata; Lepidosauria; Squamata; Anolidae. Gene Ontology annotation, molecular function: receptor tyrosine kinase binding. Gene Ontology annotation, biological process: intracellular signal transduction; cell surface receptor protein tyrosine kinase signaling pathway. The coding region runs from base 2264 to 4180 and encodes 638 amino acids. The record is from RefSeq and is a predicted model, not a curated record.